AUGGAGGAAGCUCAACAAGAGAAUGAAACGAUAAACGCGAGAGAAAAGUUCGACGUCGAGAAGCUACGCCCAAUCAUGCGUAGAGUACUCAACGCAGAGCUCACGAACGCAAGUUAUGAAGAUCUCGAUAAGGAGAGUACAACGAGAAUAGCACACAAGAUAAAGCAAGCGAUGUUAGAGAUAUCACCAAGCGACUACAAGUACAUUGUUUUGGUGAACGCAUCAAAGAACAACAACCAAGGUGGAAGAGUUGACGCGUCUAUGCAUUGGGAGAUGGAUGCCGAUACAUUUGUACAAGAUAUUUAUCAAAGUGAUUUAUUGAUCUGUAGCUCAAUAGCAUUCGCAAUUAGACUCUAAUAUACCAUCUAAAGCUCUCCGUUGAGAAUCGCCUCGGUUUUAUCGUCAUGCGGCCACCACGAUGGGAUAGAUGCGUUGACUUUAUAGCGACCACCGUUUUCCGUUGUUACAAACAUAUCCUCUGAUGCUCUCACUAGCAUUUCUAAUCUAAAUAAACCAAUACCGUCAUAGCUGCCAUCUGUGUUUGCAAUGCCUGUACAUAACUUUCCUGCUUGUUUUGGUUUCUUGAUAGUAGGUAACUGCGCGUAGAUAUUUGUCAUUGGCGCUGGAAUCCCGUCUGGAUUUCCAUCAAGUGGAGUCAAUUUCAUAGGCAAAACACGCUUUCUAACAACACCUGUGUGAUGAGUGCGUAUCGUAAGUUCUUGUCCUACGUAGCAACCUUUACGGAAGUUUACACCGUUCAUGUAAUCCAAAUUACACUCUAAAGGCAAUGAUUUAUCGGGCCAUAUGUCAUCUAUACCCUCUGGUAUACCCAAUUUAUAUCGAUCGCGAGUGUAUUCCUCCAAAGAAUUACUUUGUGUGUGCUCACAAGUCGAAAUGAUACGAUUAGCGAGCGAAUUAAACGGUGAUGGAAUGCGUGGAUCUUGCAUACUGGCUAUUGAAUCAUUUGGUAUAUCAUUACUAGCAUAGACUGUGGCAUUAUCCAUCUUAUGUAAUCUAACUUUCGAUCGAAGUUGGUACUUCUUACAAAGCGCUAAAACGCUAUCGGAUACCCGAUUGUCUACUUCUAAAUAAUAAGAAUUGUUGUCGUAUGGGUAGAUGAAUGUAUCAUAAAGCAUUCUACCUUGAGGUGUUAAGAAAGCAGCGUAUCUACCACCGUCGGACGGAGUUGGUAUAGUUUGUGUACAAAUACCAUUAAGGAAUUUAAUGCUAUCUAAUCCAGUUAAAUUUAAUACUGAACGUGGUAACGGUAUUUUCAUUCUGGCUGCUUUGAUAGUAAACU
Molecule: messenger RNA, 1300 nt
Organism: Wallemia mellicola CBS 633.66
Lineage: Eukaryota; Fungi; Basidiomycota; Wallemiomycetes; Wallemiales; Wallemiaceae
Exons: 4
Coding region: 1-357 (118 amino acids)
Biological process (GO): microtubule-based movement
Cellular component (GO): cytoplasmic dynein complex; cytoplasm
Molecular function (GO): dynein intermediate chain binding
Source: RefSeq, a predicted model, not a curated record